Alternaria hordeiaustralica is the source of this 1014-nucleotide messenger RNA. RefSeq lists its product as uncharacterized. Gene Ontology annotation, cellular component: nucleus. Gene Ontology annotation, biological process: mismatch repair. Gene Ontology annotation, molecular function: ATP binding; mismatched DNA binding; ATP-dependent DNA damage sensor activity. The transcript has 3 exons. The record is from RefSeq and is a predicted model, not a curated record. NCBI's taxonomy places the organism in Eukaryota, Fungi, Ascomycota, Dothideomycetes, Pleosporales, Pleosporaceae. Bases 1 to 1014 code for a protein of 337 amino acids.
AUGCUCAAGUUCAGUCACUGCGUGCUAGUCACACGCGUCGGCGGUUUCUAUGAGGCAAGCAUGCAGGUCCUGUACUUCGAGCAUGCUGACGAAUUUGCGCCCUUUCUGAAUAUCAAAAAGUCCAAGAGGAAGGUUUCGAAGGGUAGCAAGAAGCCCGCCGUCUCCAUGGCAGGCUUCCCUGCAUACCAACUUGACAGGUAUCUGAAGAUUCUCGUCCAAGACCUCAGCAAACAUGUCGCUAUUAGCGACGAGUAUCUCAAUGAUGCACCGACAAAGGCGAAGGGAGAACCACAGUACACCAGGCGAGUGUCGCGCAUCGUGACACCAGGUACUCUGAUCGAUGAACAUUUCAUGGACCCAUGGGAGAAUAACUAUCUCCUUAGCAUUUACGUCAAUCCCGAAGUACUUACGCAAGAAAAGGCUGUGAAGGAGAGUCCUGGCAGUUCGAGUGUCUCUUCUGUUCUCAACUUACCUCGUACGGAGGUCGGCCUGGCCUGGAUUGAUCUGUCAAGUGGCGACUUCCUCACCCAGAGCACAGACAUCGCGUCCUUGCCGUCUGCGGUAGCCCGUAUCAAACCCCGAGAAAUUGUACUAGACAGAAUCUUUCAAGAGCAGGAUCACUCGCGUAUCGUUUCGAUCAUGCAAGAAGACGGACAUGUCAUCACAUUUCAGGAACCCUCAGAAAAGCCGCUCACUAUCGACGACUGGAUACCGAUGUUGGAAGAUGUCGUGGAAGACUUCGACACGGCCAACUUCACUCCCGGCGAAGUCGCAGCAGGAGGCUCGUUGUUACAUUACGUCAAGCAUCAACUGCUAGGUUCACGGACACGACUGCGCGCGCCGGUACGACAUCAAGCCGAGGAGUACAUGAGCAUUGACAGGAACAGUUUGAGAGCGCUAGAGAUCCGAAACACAAUUCGCGAGGGUACUUACGAAGGAAGCUUGCUACAUGCACUCAAGAAGACGGUCACCAAAAGCGGUACCAGGCUGCUUACGGAGCGCUUGUGUAAGUAG